ACUGUACAUUUUUCGAUUACAACGCGAUUCCUACUUUCGAUUUCAGUCGAGCAUGACUAUUCUGAGUAUUAUCACCCCUACCACUUUCGUUUUAAAAUGCAUAGGUAAUAGUUCGGUGGUGAUCUUGUUUAAUCGGCACUCUGAAUCAAUCACUAUACCCAAGCUAUCAAUUGGUUAACGUGUAAUUAACAAGCAGCGUCGUGUGAGGUUAAUUACCAACACCCGAGUUGUUGUUUAUUUAACAAAAUCAAGGAUCAGGGAAUCAAGAUCGUUGUUUCCGAAGGUGUGAAUUUCCGACAGACUUUGAUAUGUGCGGUGUAAAUCGGAUAUGAAAUCUCCCACCUGGUAUACCAAUACGUUUAACAGAGUGGAAAAUUUGCCUGAUUGCGAUAUAAAUCAGUUUUUGCAAUGUCAAAGUUAUUGAAGCCAGUUCAAAGCAGGGACAUCUACAUGGACCUAUGACCAAGUUUUCCAACAGAUGGAUGGAGAUUGUGAAAUGAUGAAACAUGUGGAGAAGUACUAGACAGUGUUUUCCAUCUUUCCAGUUCCUUGCUCUUGGUCAGAUGAUCACAGGCCUUGUGGUUCUCUUUGUGGCAAAACAGAUUGGUUUGGUGGACUUCCCAGGAUUCUCAUUUGACAUAUUUGGGAAGAUAUGGCCAUUACCAUUAAUUUAUAUUGGCAACCUCAUAUUUGGGUUAGGUGGAACCCAGAAGCUAAAUUUGCCUAUGUUUACAAUAUUAAGAAGAUUCACCAUUCUCUUUACAAUGAUUGCAGAGUAUUAUGUUCUUAAUGUAAAAGCACCAAGACUGGUUCAGUUCACAGUUUUUCUCAUGAUAUUUGGUGCAUUAGUUGCUGCCAGUGAUGACUUGACCUUUGACCUCAUUGGUUAUGCCAUGAUCCUUCUUAAUGAUUUUUGUACUGCUGCAAAUGGAGUAUACACCAAGAAGAAACUGGAUGCAAAGGAUCUUGGCAAGUAUGGUUUACUAUACUAUAACUCCCUUUUCAUGAUCUUACCUGUGGCAGCUUUUGCGUGGUACAAUGGAGCUAUUGCAAAGGGCCUGGCCUAUGAGAGUUGGGGAAACCCCUGGUUUCUGCUGCAGUUUUUAAUGUCAUGUACUCUGGGGUUUGUUCUGAACUAUUCCAUUGUGCUGUGUACUCAUCAUAACUCAGCUCUGACUACCAAUAUUGUUGGGGUGUUAAAGAAUCUUUUAGUUACCUACAUAGGAAUGUUUGUAGGGGGUGACUACCAUUUUAGUUGGAUUAAUUUCAUUGGAUUAAAUAUAAGUGUGUCAGGAAGCCUAGUGUACAGUUAUGUGACUUUCAAGAAGCCGUCCACCAAGUUAGUAGUACCCAAGAAGCCAGAGAAACCAGUACAAACAGUAUAGUAGAUGAUGUCCAAUUUCCUUGUAUUAUGUGUAUUAUGUUUGUGCAUUACAAUGUUACUGUAUGAUGAGGAAACAAGAAUGCUAUUUUAGGUGAAGAGAAGAAAUGAUGUGUUAUAUAUAUGUGUUCAUUAUCAAUGUGUAUGUUAGGUGGAUAUUAUUGAUUGCCCCCUUUUGGGUGUCAGGAAAUUAAGAGAUGAAAUAUUAUUUUGUUAUAGGCCUACACUGUUUUUUUUUUCUCUCUCAAAUUCUUCAAUUAAUUAUACCAGAACUUUACUUUAAAAUGUAGAUUAUACUUUAUGCUGUUAGGGUGCCGUGGUCGUACAUGAAUACUGACUCGGUGGAAAAGACUACAGUAGUUAUGUUGACUGAUGUCAUACUUAAAUUUGUACAUUUCAUUAAUCGUUUAUGGCCUUAAUAACGAAAACAAUUGUAAGUUUUAUGAUAAGUAACCAUUUCUUCCAAGUUUGUUGAAGUAUUAUUAUAGCACAAUAUGAACUUAAUAUUUUUAAAAAAUUGCUUCCUCAUGAGGUAUUAUAUUUAAUGUACAUCAUACACUUCUUUGCAAGUGAAUCUCAUUUUAUGAAAUCCAUAUUUUUUUGAUUGCCAUAUAAGUGUAUAUAUAUAUACAGCAAAAGUUUCUGUGAUCGUGACCUUGAACUUAAUAACAGUUUGAUAAUAAAUUCAAUAAACAAUCAGUUUGAAAUACAUGGAUAUGUAUUAAUGAACCCAGAAUUAAUGGAUAUUUCAAUUGAUGAGAACUGCAUGUACAUAGAUUUUUAUUAUUGCAUUGUUUAUUGUUAUUGUUCAUUAUUAUUUUACCAAUGAUUUCAUUUUGUUUUUUGGAAUCUGAAUUUUUAAUGAACUUUCUACAAGAAAUAUUUUACUUUUUCAUGCAUCCAGGGAAAUAAAAGAUUGAAGUGGG
This is a messenger RNA of Ostrea edulis (European flat oyster), 2307 nucleotides long. RefSeq names its product UDP-N-acetylglucosamine/UDP-glucose/GDP-mannose transporter-like. The coding region runs from base 507 to 1385 and encodes 292 amino acids. Gene Ontology annotation, molecular function: antiporter activity; GDP-fucose transmembrane transporter activity. The transcript has 13 exons. NCBI's taxonomy places the organism in Eukaryota, Metazoa, Mollusca, Bivalvia, Ostreida, Ostreidae. Gene Ontology annotation, cellular component: Golgi apparatus. The record is from RefSeq and is a predicted model, not a curated record.